AUGAUCCCUGUUACGUCAUGGCGAUCGCAUCGAGGUACGUCGCGCGAGCUCACCCAACACCGUCGCCCGCCGCCCCCCUGUCGCUCCCACCCAGGUCGCUCACCAAUCUAUUCGCCCCACCUCCUCGCCUCGACCGACAGCUCGGACGGAAAAUACCUCGCGACGUCGUUAUCGACGCAGGCGGUGAAGGUAUAUCAGCGCACAGAGGACGGGGGUAUCGCCGCGCUCGUCGAGCUGACCGGCCACGGCGCCGCAGUUACCGACGUGACCAUCCCUCUCCCACACGAGCCCUGCACGGUGUGCUCGUCCUCGCUCGACGGGACCGUCCGUCUCUGGGAUUGCAGGGCAGCGGAAGGUCAGCGUGAGGUUAUGAAGUUCGUCGCGGGGUUUGCCAAGGAGUUCGCCUCCGCGACGCUGGGCGGCGGGAACGACCACCUCGUUGUCGGCGCGCAGAACGAGCAGGUGGUCUUCUGGGAUCGCAGAGUGGGCACUGGGCUCGAGGUGUUUGAGGACUCACACAGUGAAGACGUGACGAGGGUCAGGUUCCAACCGGGGCGUCGCAACCGGCUCUUCACCGCAGGUGUCGAUGGUUUGGCUUGUGCAUUCGAUGUGGGGGGAUGUCCCGCGGACAUCAACGACGAGGACGGGCUUCUGACCGUCAUGCACACUGGCUGCGCUAUUGUCGAGUUGGGCUUCGUCAGCGGAGCGGGGGACGAUGACGUGUUGUGGCUGCUCACGGGUAAUGAGGACGCGUGGUUUUACGAUGCAGGCGACGACGCUGAUACGAUAGGUAACACACUUGCGUACAUACCGGACACGCGCGGCGCGGCGCAGCGCUCGAGUUUCGCCGCGGAUAUCCACGCGGGUGGGUUGUCGCAGCAGGUGGACUACCUCGUCGGGUGCUUCAGUCGAAAGGAACCGGGCGGCGGAUCCACGGUCAUGGUCGCGGCGGGGACGCAAGGGGGUGCGGUGGGUGUCUACCCGGUGGUCGCAUCAACCGACCCGGCCUCAUCACCCGCCGUGUUGGGCGCACCCAUCGCGGUGAUGGACGGCGGGCACGUCGACAUCGUCAGGGCCAUGGCGUGGAAGCCGGAUAACGCCGCAGAGCCGCCAGUGACUGGCGCGGAGGAUAGCAGGAUGUGCGCGUGGGGAGAGAAGAAGGCGGUCGAUCCCGGCGGGGACGGUGGAUACAUCCAGGCGGGGGGUAAAAUAGGGCGUGGAGACGAAGGUGGAAGGCGACACUCCCCGUAUUAG
Molecule: messenger RNA, 1254 nt
Organism: Micromonas commoda
Lineage: Eukaryota; Viridiplantae; Chlorophyta; Mamiellophyceae; Mamiellales; Mamiellaceae
Exons: 1
Coding region: 1-1254 (417 amino acids)
Molecular function (GO): protein binding
Source: RefSeq, a predicted model, not a curated record